This is a messenger RNA of Mytilus californianus (California mussel), 5024 nucleotides long. Its product is annotated as serine/threonine-protein kinase 19-like. The record is from RefSeq and is a predicted model, not a curated record. NCBI's taxonomy places the organism in Eukaryota, Metazoa, Mollusca, Bivalvia, Mytilida, Mytilidae. Gene Ontology annotation, molecular function: protein serine/threonine kinase activity. Bases 75 to 857 code for a protein of 260 amino acids. Gene Ontology annotation, biological process: positive regulation of Ras protein signal transduction; protein phosphorylation. The transcript is spliced from 8 exons.
GAAAAAAAUGUCAGCCCCCAUGUAGAUUUCCUCAAGAAAAAAGCGACAAAAGGAAAUAAGAUAUCUUACUCAAGAUGAGUAGAAAAAGGACAUUGAUGCCUGAAUUCUACAAAAAGAAGAAAGUAUGUACAGAAUCUCGUAACAAAGUACCUAUAACUGAUGCUGAAAGGGAAGAAGUAUCUAGAGUGCCAACUGAUACAGAGGUGUAUUUGCUGUAUUUUAAAAACUUAUUUCCAUUAGAUAAAUUUGAACAUCGACUUCCACCAAUGGUACUGAAACAUCAGUUAUACAGUUUGAACAAAAACAGAACUGUUGUUGAUAAAGAGCUGAAUGAUCUGAAAAAUAAAGGUUUGAUAAAGAUAUUUAAGAUAGGAUCUGAGUUUGAUGAAUAUGCAGUUGUGUUUACAGAAGAUUACAGAUGUCAUGUGACCCGAGUUAUGGCUGAAGUUUCUGUGCCAAAAAAUAUAGCAGAUAAAUUUGUUAACACCAUUGUGAAGAGGUGUAAUGAUGUAUAUGUAAAUAAAGAUACAUUGAUAAAAGAAUAUAACUUUAAAGACGACGAUAUUACGCAACUUCUGAAAGCCACAGUGUUAACAAACAGAACUGUUGGUAGUUGGUGGUUAGCUGUACCCAAUACUGGAAUGUUUAUGAAAAGUUUACUGCGUGGGAGGAAAGCCAUACUAACCAUGAUAAAAAAAAGCAAAUACAAGGAAAUACUCAAAAAUGAUUUAGAACAGAGAAAAUUACCUAAAAUGUGUCGUUUAGGAUUAACAUAUCAUCUACAAGAUAUUAUUGGUGCUGAUCUGAUACUCAGUAUACAAACAACCUCGGGACAGCUGCUAAGAUUGAAAGAUUGAUGAAAACUCUCAUUAGAAUGUGAUGUAUGAAGACUGGGAUGUUAUUGAUGAUGAUGAUGCUGUGUGUUUGUAUUGUUCUUUGUUAAACACAUGUAUUUAUUAGUUUGAAUGUGAUAGGGAAUUUUUUAUGAGUACAGUACUUGUUAAACUUGCAUGGUUCCUGUUUAAACAUGACCAUGUAAACAAAAUUGUUCUUCUUCAGAGUAGGAAUUCUAAAGAAUUAUGAAUUCAUUUUUUUUGUUUUGUUUUUUAAAUUUUUGUAUCGAACACAAAGUGUUGCAUUGGUAAAAACAUGCUUGAGUUUUAAAAAUUAAUUCUACAAGUCUCUAUUUUUCUUGUAGCUAUUAGUUUAAAUCUGAAACAUGAAUUUGCUAUUGUUUUAUUUUUAAACAAAAUAGAAAUAUCAAUGAAAAUUUCUGAUAUUGUAUAAGGAAUGACAGUCUUAUAAACAAAGUAACAAGAAGCAUUUAAAAUGUCAAGUAACAUUGUAAAUUAUCCUAACUAGAAUUAACAGAAAUAUUUUAAAUAACUGAUAAAUGUUUUAUGAGGUAGCCAUAUAUGUGAAAAAAUGUUAUAUAUGUGAUAGUUUAUUUUGUAUAAUACCAAAAUUAUUUAUAUAUGAUAGUAUAUUAGCUGUUUAUUUAUUUAUUUGAAUUAAUUUAUUAUAUGAAUGUCUGAUCACUACAUGUGUCCAGUUAUUCAAAAUAACCAUCCUUUUAUCAUGAGUUUUUCCACUUCUCUGGACAGCAAUAGGAUUUUUUUUAAUGAUUGAAAGUUAUUCCUCAAAACAAUGGUCAAUAUCUUAGUUAAAACCAGGCUAAACUAACACAUUAUAUUAAGUGUUAUGAGGUUUAAGGUAGUCUUGAGCUAGACAUAUUGAAAUAAGUAUAAAUGUUUCAGUAGCAUACAAACCCCCCAAAACAGAUAUGUCUGUCAAAAAAUAUCUAAUGAUUUCUGGUUAGAUUUCAGAUAUUUCAAGAAGAUUCUAAAAAUUAUUAAUUAUCAUCAACAUCCUAUAGGAAUUUUGCCCUUUAAUGACAAGUUUUACCCAAUAUUGUGUUUUGGCAAUCAUAUUGAAAAUUUUAAUAGAUAGAGAAAACACUGUAACAGAAAAAAUUAUCAGCAGCCAAUAAUUUAGGCCAUUAUAAAAAAAAUCAUAGUUGUAUAAAACUUGGUUUCAAACAUAGUUAAUUACUUUGUGAGUUAAAGAUUGCUGCCACUAGGUUGUUUUGUUUCUACGUCAAGCGAUGUGACCAAAUUACACUGGUUAUGUAUAGAAACAAAAAUAUCAACUAAAUUGGAAUAGUUUAAUAUGACUGAAAUGAGGGUGUACGAACAUUCUGAAAUAAUUUAUCAUUUUCUAAAAAAUGCAGCAUCUCAUCCCCAAACUCUUUAAAAGGGCCCCUAUAAUAUCUACAUGUAAGAGCAAGGUGGACAGGGUUAGGGACCUUGGACUUCUGAUAUAUGGAACCUUUGGUUCAAGGGUGGUGGGCUAGGAGUAGAGUGGUCAGAAAGCAUGAGAACUUGAGUGGGCUGGAGGAAAAUCAAAAUAGGUGACAAUAGAAAAGUUCAGGGCUACCUAGUGAUUAGGAAUAAAGGGAUGACCAUUUUGAUAUUCCAUUGGGGCGAUGGGACUUGUGUGGUUCUUGUUUAAACAUUGCCAUGCAAAAAAAAAAUAUUAAAGAAAAUUUAAUGCAAAGCACAAUGCAACAUAAAUAUUUGUAUUGCUAUUCAUUUACAACAUUAUUUUGGUUGAGGAUAUUUGAUGUAGCUUCUUGAAAUGCCAAGAUGUUGAGAUUCAAACCCUUUCCUCCCCCUUUUCCUUUACCAAAGUUUUUUUUUUUAUGCAUGCAGGCCUCAGAUGAAAUUUUUAGAUAACAACUCUUCAAAUAAUAAUCUACAUUAUCUUUUUGCGUUUCAUUCAACUUACAACUUUUCCACAAUCUAGUAUCUCAAUAAUCUGCAACAAGCUCCUCAUCUGAAAAUGAUGUACUUGGGUGUACACUCAUUAGAAAACUUCUUAAAAAACAAACAGACAUAAAAAUACCUGACAACACCUGAGGGAGAGAACAGUAUACAUUGGUAGCCAGAAACAAACCAGUCCACUGUUGCUUAAAGUUUUGAUGUUGAGUAUUUUUGGAAUCCAAGGAGCCUCUAGUUUGUGUUGUUUGUAGAAUGUACAAAUGCAUGAAUUAUUUAUUCAAACAAUUAAAAAUUGUAGUUUAGUUGAUUUUUGUGAUGUAAAGCUCAAAUCUACAAGAUAAGUUUAACUUAUGAAUACUUUUGUAUGAAAGCAGGUUUUAGUGUUAAUAAGAUGGAAUAUAGCACAAAUGACCUUGACUCAUCAGCAAAAUACUAAGUGUUUUUAUCUUUGAAUCUGUAAGAAAGUGCAGAAAUUGUACACAUUUCUUUCUUUUAUAUUUUUAUAAAUGUUAUCUAACAUUGUGACAGUUGCUCUAGUUUCUUAUCUCUUAAAAUAGUAUCAAAGCGGUAGUAGAAGUACCUCCCAAUAUACACUACCCUCAUUUUAGAAUAUGUAGCUAUGGAAUGGUUCCUAAUUACAUGUGUAUUUGUGCUAUAUUUUGUAACUAAUUUAGGUUUCAAUAAAUAUAAAGUUUUAAUAAUUUCCUUACCUUUUCAGCUUGCAUAGCCCAUAUGUGAUUUGUUACUAUAAAUUUCCAUCAUUAAUCAGCUAUUCUCUCUUUUAUGUUGUCCUCUGAAACAACUAGGCUAAUUUAAAGACAAAAGUAGCAGAAAAUAUGGUAUAUUAUAUAAUGAUACCACUGGUUUUGGUGGGGUUCAUGUUGCUUAUUCUUUAAUAUUCUCUGAAGUGUUUGUAAACUUUUUUUUGUUUUUUCUUUUGUUUUCUUCAUUGCAAUAGUGUUGUCUAUCCUUCUUGGAAACGACAAUAUUUUACUGCCUCCUGGGAUUUUUUAUUUCCUCAUUUACAUAGUCAUUUAAGACAUGUCUGAUCAUUAUGUAACAUUGAGUAGCAACCCAGUACUUUCAAUAUUUUAAUGAAUAUUAGUUUUCAUAAUACCUCAAGACAUGUUCUCCAUCUUCUAGUUAAAUUGUUACAGUGAUGCUGAUCUAUUCAGUAUUAAAUCAUAGAAUCCACUUUGUUUGAUAGUUUUUAGGAUUGUUAUGAAAGUUUUUGUAUAUCACUUGGCCAGUAGGGUUCAGUUCACCAAGAACUUAUUAGAUAUAUGUAUAUGUAAGUUAUAUAUAACUUUUUAAGAAACUACAUUUAUAAAAGUCUUACAAAAAUGUGGAAUGGUGUGUAGGACUCUGCAUUGUACCUUUUAGUUAUAGAUAGAUGCAUAUUGAUAAUUGUAUUGUAUUAAAGAACUGACAUGUGAUCUAAUAAUUAGAGAUUUUUAUGGUCGGAAUUUUGUUUUCUGGUAGCAUUAAGUUUGAGAUCAAACAUGUUUGUCAUAAAUUAAGUGAUUUGAUAUGCUGAGUGAUUAACAAAUUUUGUAUAUCAAAGUUAUGUAUAAUCCCAAGUUGAGGGGUCAAUUAAUGAAUAAGAUUUAUACUACUUUUAUUAACCCUAUCAUGUAGGUACAGUUUUUUACGGGUGACUGCUAGGUACUAUAAACUGUUUUAGUCCUCCCUCAGUGUUCUAUUAUUUCAGAGGGUUGCAUUUUCAUAAUCAUUUUACAGAACAUAUUUCUGUAAUACAUCUAGACUAUUUUCUAUGGUUUCCAGUAUAAUUUAAUGAUUGAAGGAUUGAAAAAUUCACACAUGGAAAGAUUAGGUGCUAGAAAUUGUUUUUUUUUGGUUGAGUGGGCUUUAACUUUUUCUGAUAGUGCAAACAAGGCAAGCAUGCGAAAAGUCUAGAAAUGUUCGAAACAUAAAUAUUUCUUUUGAUGAAGUGAAGGCCUGAAAUUGCUACCUUUUAUUUAAGAUUAAAUUAGAACUAAGAAUAGUAAAAUUUGUCAUUUUUGCUGCUUGUUUGAUUGAAAAUUUUGCAGAAUCAAGAAAAGUUACAUUCACUACACCUUUAAUUGAAAUCCAUUGUUACAAGUUUCUUCAACAUAAGGUAUACUGGAAUUAAACUGUAACAAGUUCAAUGUGUGUUUUUUUCUUCAUUUUUUUUUACUUAUUCAAAGACAUAUGUUGAAUUUCAGAAUUACCAGGUGUAUGUGUAUUUGUUCAUAAAAACCA